AUGCUGAUGGAAACACAGCAUAGCCGCUCUCUCAUUGAGAGGGAGCGGCGCACUGAGUCUGUCUUUCGUCCGCCUAAGUUCGUUAAGUCAGUGCCGCCACAUAAGAAAGCACUGACGGCUACAGCUCGUCCGUGGUAUCCGACGAGCGCUGAUGCAGAGAAGAAGCCGCUGACACCUCUCCGCCUUAUCCUGGCACCGCCCACCGCGUUAGGACAGUCCCCAGACGUCAAACCAAAAAGCGCACCUAUGCUCACACCGCUGAUGGAUUUGGCGAUGCAGAGUCCGCAAAGCAGCCUGUUCUCCCCCCUCAGCACCCCUGUGCACACCUUCUUCCACACCAUCACGGAGGUAGCGACGGCGGCGCGCAUGUAUCCGGUAGAGAUGUUCAUGUCGGUGCGAAGGGAUGCCUCACACACGCCACACGGCGUGCUGCGUUGGUGUGUGCAACAGUACCUGGAGGUGCCCACGCUGAAAGUGCCGACGCACCUUCAGCUGUCGAUGAGCGAGGUGCUGAACUCGGAGGACGGCGUUAGCCGCGGUGCUCUGGGCUCGGGUCUCAAGGGCAGAACCCGCGCGAAGCCUGUACGGCAGGUGCACCACAAAGUGAUGUCGGUGCUCAGCCGCAUCACCCCACAGAAGUUUACAGAGCUGCUUCAGGAGCUACUGCAGCUUCCGUUGCGUCAAGCGGACGGAUCAGAGCUGCACGAGGUAGUCAAGGUCUUCUUUGACAAGGCCGUGCAGGAGCCAGAGUACAGUGAACUCUACGCGCGCCUCUUCAGUGAACUGUGCGAGAUGAAGAAUAGCGAGCGCGAGUUGGAGGCGGAGCUGCGCGACCGCCUUUUCUGCAACCGCAUCAACCGCGAGCUGCUCCACACCUGCGACGAAGAGUUCCACCGCCCCAUCGAGCUGACAGACGACGAGAAGGUCGACCGCACCACCGGCAAGCCGUACAGUGAGGAGGAGGUGGAUAUGAAGCGCACUCGCCUGAAAAACCGCCUCGUCGGCAACAUCAAGUUUCUUGGGGAGCUUUUCAAGAUGAACCUGGUGACGGAGCGCGUCGUGGAAAACAUGUUUAAGCUCCUCGUCGGCGACUUUGACCCGAACAACCCUGUCCAGCGUGAGGACUACAUCUUUGAGGUCUUCUCUACGCUCAUCCGCACAGUCGGACCGAUUCUAAAGGAUCGCCGCCCAUUGGUGCUGGCGCACUACCUCGGCGUAGCCAAGGCAGUCGAGAACUCGCACCCGCGCCCCCGCAUCCGCUUCCUCAUGAUGGACCUGAGUGACCUGAACAAGAAGCAGGGGUGGGUUUCCAGCGAUCGGGUAAUGCGUGAGGCAGACUCGUGCGACGACUUGCACCGCUUGUCGUUCAUGAAGCACGUCGACAGCGUGGCGAGCACCUCUUUCUUGCAGUCCUCCAUCAUGACGCCGAGCGAUGACAACACAACGCAGCGCUGCGACUUCGCACUUUCUCGCCCCGCCUCCGUUGCGUUCCGCGAUAACUGGGGUUUUGGGACGAGCAUGAUCAUCUCCCCUUCCAGCCCCAGGAGCAGCCCCACUUUCUCGCGCGCCCAGAUCCCGCCGAAGCCGGCCGCGAUGAACCCUUCGUAUUUGCGCCCUUCCUACAGCGCGUCUGCGCCGAGCCCCGUUCCGGAGCGACGAUCCCCGGGCUCCGCCUAUAUCUGCCCGUUGAUCGACCCUCCCACCUCUCGUUCUCUCAGCGACGCACCACCGAACUCCUCGCUACCGCGCAGCCGCGCCUCGACGGUGGGUGCGACAGAGGUGGUCAACAUACAAGAGGUCACGCAGCAGCUCAUACAAAACUUUAACGACCCUAGGGAGGAGGCGACUGUACUGCAUGGCAUUGGCGAGAUGAGCCUCAAGAACAAAGUGCUGUGCCUGACGUGGUGGCUGCGGCAGGUGACAACUGACACCUCACGUUUUGAAGAGCGGCAGCGCAUCACAGAGCUGCUCUCCUCGUUGCUUAUCUCAUGCCCCUCCUUCCAGCCCAGCGACUUGAUCUCUGCCAUCAUUGAGUGGAUCCGCUUCGAUAUUGAGAAGGCUGAAUACCACCAGUGUCCCCGCAUGUUCGAGAACAUGGGUCACAUGAUUCAGCGCUGCUACGCUACCGAUGUGUCCACGCUGCCAAAUAUCAGCGAGGUGCAGAACCUGCUGCACCUGGGCCUCUUCAACGUCAUGCUGCACGACCUGACCACCUCGAACGGCACCGAUCAAAUGGUUACCCUUGUCAAGAGCGCCUUCUCGAUCGGGGUGUCGCUGCUGAACACGAUUGCCGACCGAAAGAGUGAGGCAGCGACGCUUCGUGUGGCGCUGCAGUGCCGCUUCCGGCUACUGCCGUACUUCUUUAGCGUGAGCAACGUUGCUGAGAACGGUAUCCUAUGCACUUCACCCCAGUGCCACACGCCGACAACGCCGAAUAUGCGCAAUAUCCCGCAGAUGGAGUCCAUUAGCAGCGUUGGCCAUUACGACCCACUGUCCCAAUGCAUGUUGUUUCACAAAGUGACUGACGAUGCCGAGUUCGUCGUGCUGCGCCGUGUCCGUGUUGAUGCCAGCGAGCGUACUACGGCGUGGAGGGAGGGGUUGGUGAGCCUCGCCCUCGCGGAGACUGGCAACGGCUCCACGGUCUCGCAGCUUGUGCAGAUGGGCAAGGUGAUUGGGGCUCUUCUGGCAUGCUCUACUGUGUCGGUGAACGGAACGAACUUGCUGUCGGCCACCGAGGUGGACGAGCUGGUAGCUGAGAUGCUGAAGCGCCGCUCUGGACCGCUGUUCCAGGCUAUGGCUGCCAUGGAGGUCAUCAUGCACCACACGCUGUCCGUCUCCGGCUCGAAUCCGCGCAAGAGCAUCCGCGUUCGGCAGCUGCGCCUUAUGUACUCUCGCUGGUGCACACUGAACAUCUUCGACGCGACGGUCGUGAUGAACCUGCUGCAGAGCCUGCACGCACCGGAGAACGGCACCAGCGUCUAUGCUGUGUAUCACAAUGCCCUUGUUGAUGCAGAGUUGCCAUGGGCCACCGUCCUCACAUACUUAUUAUAG
Leishmania braziliensis MHOM/BR/75/M2904 is the source of this 3051-nucleotide messenger RNA. RefSeq lists its product as hypothetical. Lineage: Eukaryota; Euglenozoa; Kinetoplastea; Trypanosomatida; Trypanosomatidae. The record is from RefSeq and is a predicted model, not a curated record. Gene Ontology annotation, molecular function: translation initiation factor activity; protein binding; mRNA binding. The transcript has a single exon. Gene Ontology annotation, cellular component: eukaryotic translation initiation factor 4F complex. Bases 1 to 3051 code for a protein of 1016 amino acids.